AUGCUCAAUUAAAUAUAACAACAAUAAUAUACAUAAAAACUAGAUUAAACCUAAAUGGAGAUUUAAUAUUAUAUAUAUUAAGAUUUGGAAAAUGUGUUGUGCCUUUUAGGUGAAUUAGAGCAAACAAUAAAAACUUUUAAAGACAUAGAAGAUAAAUCUUACAUUCCGAUAGCAUAAAAUAAAACUAUUCUAUAGGCAAAUUUAUCUUUUGGAAUUCAUUUUGAUUAAUAUUCUUAACAUAAUAAAAAAUAUGGAGAUUUUUUAAAAUAAUGUAAUGAAAAAGCAGAAAGAAUAUUUAAGGAAUGUGUUUCGGAUUUAGAUUUAUUUUAAAUUUAUGAAUAAGAUGGAAAAAAAAUAAUAGAUCCUAAAAUUUAGGAUAUCUAUAAUUUUUAUUUGAAAAAGAGUUUGAAAGCUGAGAAGAAUUUUGAUUAACUUCCUCUUUUACCAAUAUCAAGAGAGGCUUAAUUCAUUCCAGAUGUUGUUGUAAAAGUAAUUGGCGGAAUUCAAACUGUUGAUAACUAAUUAUAAAAAGUUAGAAAUGGAACAUAUACAUCUCCAACUACUGAUAUAAUUAAGGAUAAAAUAAGGUAAUAAUUUUUUAAUCAAAUUUUAGAAAAAGGCAAGUAUAUUGUAAAUAAUAGUUGGAAAAGAACUUCAAUUUAGUAAAUGAUGGUGAUAUUAGGAACGGGAGAAUGGAAAUAGAAGUUCUUAAAAUUGGAGCAAAACCAACAAUUAACAAAUAUGAUUAAGAUGAGUCUUAAAUGAAUAAAGAUCCGAAUGAAAAGCAAAAUGAAGAGUAGAAUGCUAAUAUUUUAGAUAACGAAUAAAUUUAAACGGAAAAUAAUGAAGUUAAUGGAGCUACAAAUAAUAUUGAAUAAAAUAAUUAGGAGAAUAAAUAAGUUACUAUUAAAAUUGAGCAAGAUUAAAAUUAAACUAUUAAUACAAAAGUUAAUAAUCAAAAACAUGAGGAAGCUUAAAAAUUUUAAAUUACUGCAUAAAUGAAAAAAAAGAAGGGGGAUGAUCAUUAAGAUAUUGAUGAUGGAACUCAAGAAAUAAUAUAAGAUACUAACAAAUUGGAAAAGUGA
This is a messenger RNA of Paramecium sonneborni, 1085 nucleotides long. NCBI's taxonomy places the organism in Eukaryota, Ciliophora, Oligohymenophorea, Peniculida, Parameciidae. The record is from the annotation of a GenBank genome assembly.